This is a messenger RNA of Phlebotomus argentipes, 4208 nucleotides long. RefSeq names its product zinc finger protein Elbow (gene elB). NCBI's taxonomy places the organism in Eukaryota, Metazoa, Arthropoda, Insecta, Diptera, Psychodidae. The transcript has 2 exons. Bases 242 to 1597 code for a protein of 451 amino acids. The record is from RefSeq and is a predicted model, not a curated record. Gene Ontology annotation, cellular component: nucleus. Gene Ontology annotation, biological process: negative regulation of DNA-templated transcription.
CCAAGUGAGGAUUAACUCGCUCUCGUAUCGGAUUAAAAAUACCUGCGAACCAUCGGCCAGGGAUUAUAUUUGCGCAGCAUCUUUGCAAGUGGAUGAGUUUGUGAAGUGCUAAAGUUGUAGACCAUCAAGUGAUUGAUUACGCUUAGAAUGCGGGGCAUAAAGUGAUUUAAUCGCCCGCUAAAGUGCUCCAAACCAUCUCAAGAGGAUUAUUCAAGUGAGAGUGCUCAAGAAGCUUGCCAUCAUGUUGACGUCCAGCAAUCCUAGCAAUCAGUACUUAAGACCGGACUACCUUUCGCCGCUGCCAACAUCUCUGGACGCGAAGAACAGCCCUCUGGCCCUGCUGGCGCAGACAUGCAGCUCUAUUGGGGCGGAUUCGCCCAAUCCCAAGCUGCUGGCCAACAUUGAGAAGAGCGCAAAGACACACAGCAAGUCUGAGGCGAGGGACAAGUCCUCGCCGGGCAGUCAAUCGUCACUGUCCAACGGCUCCUCCAGUGAUAUCCUCAAGUCUAGCUUUAAGCCCUACGAUUUGGGCAAUCGUGACAAGGCCACCACCCCAGAAGAGCGUUCAAUGUCACGCACUAGAACACCCAAAGUCACCACGCCUGUCCCCAGCAAUCCCCCGGCGAUUAACGGUCGGUGCGGAAGCAAUCAGAGCGCCACGUCGCCCAGAUCAUCGCCGGCGACCAACAGGAAGUCCACACCGAGCGUGGCCCACGCAGACAAAAGUGCUAGUCCUCAACGUGCCUCAUCUAAGGAAUCCUCCAGCGGCCUCGCUAUCGACAGUCCUCACAAGGAGGCAAAGGAAUCGAGUUCGGUCAAGGUGUCAACGUCUUUGGGCCUGCCCACGACCUCCAGCGCCUUUCUCUCUGGCUACCCACCGCCCGGACUGCCCUAUCCCAUGGACCUGAUGACGGCGAGCGCCCUCAUGGCGCCCCAUCACUCCAUGCUCAAGGCCGCCGCUCUCAGUCCCUACCUCAACUACGCACGCAUGAAGGUACCUGGCGCCCCGGCGGACCCCAUGAUGGUCUGCCGCGAUCCCUACUGCACCGGCUGUGCGCUCAGCAACCACAUGCUCUCCAAGCCGGCCACCUCCACCUGCCCAGCCGGCUGCACGCAAUGCGACCACCCAGCCAAAGGGUUCCAGUCCAUGUCGGCGCACAAUUCCGCAGCUGCGGCGUACGCCCACGCCCAGCUAGCCGCUCUCGCGGCCGCCUCACAACUUCCCUUCGUAUGCAACUGGAUCGCCAGCGACGCCAGCUAUUGUGGGAAGCGCUUCGGCACUUCCGACGAGUUACUGCAGCAUCUGCGAACACACACCUCCAACAUGUCCGAGUCUAUGCUCACCACGGCCGCGGCCACGGGUCUGCCGCCCACGCAUCCGCUCCUGCAGCGCACAUACCCCACGCCGCCGCUCAGCCCCUUGUCCACGGCCAGGUAUCAUCCGUACAGCAAGCCCUCCCUGCUGCCACCCACCCUGCCACCGCCCUCGCUCUCAGGGCUGCCCGGCCUGCCGCCGCAUCCCUCACUGGCGCAGUACUUCUCGCCGUUCUCACUCUACGGGCCGCGGCUGGGCACGCCGCCCUCGAUGCAUCCUUAGACAGGGUCUUGUGAUGGUCCCAGAGAUUGCUCACGUGAAAGGUAUGGACUGAUCGAUGGUUUCUAGUAGGGAGGUAGAAAACAACCGUUAGUUGCACAGAGAAUGAGAAUUGUCAUCCCACUUCUGACACCAGUGCUUAAGCAUUCAGUGUGACGCCAAAGUCACACUUAUUGACCGAUUUUAAAGUUCUCUUAAUUCUCUCAAGAUACAGCAAUACAUUUACGUUCAACAAGCCACAGAAAUGCCCUUCUUACACUGUGUAGAACAGAUAGAAUUCCUCCACUGUGACCGAAGCAAUUCUCACGAAAUCUCUGGCAAUAAGGAAGCAAUCCCAAGAGGACAGAUUAAUUGUACAUCUCAGCCGAGGCGAUCGCCUCGCAAUCAAUUCCGUGAUAACAAGAUAAUUGCAGUCCCACCCACGAUUGCGUGGGUGGGAGGAAGGCAGAAAAAUCUCGCAAAUCGAUGCAUGUCGUGUAUAAAAAUGUGUAAUUAAAAUGUAAUUAAAAUAUGGUCUAUAAAUCAAUUUUAAUUGAUUAAUACCACACACAAAAUACAACCACAAGAGCGAAGAAGUGUAUAGUGAAGGUUUAGAAAUAGUGUUUUAAAUUAUGGUUGUUUUCCAUGCGGAAAGCAUUAAACAGAGGGAGAGAGAUGAUGAAAAAAGCGCGCUAAAUAAUAUUGCAGAAAAUAUUUUAGAACAAGUUAAUCAUAUGCAAAACAUCACUUUGUGUAAAUUAAUUUUCUCUCUCAAUCCAUCUCCAUGUCGUGCGCAGAGAAAUAUGGGUAGGAAGUGCGUGGGAGGUAAAAUCACACACAAUUGCAUCAAUUUCAGGGGGAUAAUUGAAAUAAUUGCAACUUAUGUAGCGCCAAAUUGCAUUCAUCAAAAUGGAUUGCCUGCCCAGCUCACUUCAUCGGCCCGCAGAGAGACUCUUGAGAUUGUUGCAUACACAUACUAUGUAUUCUCCAUCAUUAUGGACUUUCAUGUCUUCAGUGAUGCAUUAGGAGAGAAAAAGUCUAUUAAUUCAUCUCCAUACUCGCGAUAUGCAAUUAAAUAUUAAUUUAAAAUGUAAAUUGCAUGAUAAAUAUCGCGUUGGAGAAUUUUUCUUGAUCAUCGCAACACCGCAAACAGAGAGAAAAAUUGCUGGCAAUUGAGAUGUGGCAUAAAUUAGUGCGCUAAAAAGACACGACACAUCUUCAAACGAGAUAUAUAUACUGUUGCAAUUUGCUGGCAAGGAGGGCGCAAUCUACGGCAAAGAAGCAGACUUGAAAAUGAUUUACAGCAAAUAUGCUCUUCCCCACCCAGCGAAUCAAUAAAUUCUGCAUCAAAUCGCUUCUUGGCUCGGCAAGAAAAGCUCUCCUCCGAUGGCAAAAUAAAUUCUAUAUAUUCCCAUUGAUAAAUCGCCAUCCACUUGCUAGCCACUUUGUUCUUAAUAGAGUCGUGAUUUCAGAUUCAUAUCGGGCGCAAAAGAUGUGCUGAAUUUUUCACGACAUCCACAAUAAUCAUUACUUUUGCUGUUGACACACAUUUUCUCAUGUGACGCUGGAGAAAAAUUUGUUGCUCCUCCACUCAUGAUUUACUGGCUUAAGAUGGUGAGAAAGCCGCGGAGGAAGAUAAAUUGUAUGAUAUAAUCUACAGGAGAUAUUUUCCAAUUCAACACCUCUCAUUUCGUCAACGCUGGAAUUAAACUGAAUAGCUUUUCGCUCAUUCUUCCUUCCUCGGAAAAAUUCUCGGUAUCUCAGUAAAAAGCACGAAUUGAGAGGAGUUGAAAAGUUGCAGAUUGAGUAAAAUAGAGACAUGACAAGCGUUUCUUUUGCCACUUUAGAGGCGUGAAUUAAAAUUUUAUCUCCAUUCAAUCCAUUUGGAGAUUCAGAACCAGAGAAAAGAAGAAAAAAGAAAUAAGGAAGAAGUGUUUGUAUGAAAACUAUCUUAUUCAACUCUGUCCCCUUUUCAGCUGGACUACAAAAUUAAUAAAAAUUCAAUUAAAUUUUUAUAUCAUUCAGUGUAGCGAAAAUAUCUCUGCGCACAAAACAUUGUAGCGAAAUGUAUUCAAGACAUGGUGUAUCUAAUUUACUUUUUAUGCAAUAGACAUUUUAAUAUAUUCGCCACGGAGUUGCGCGACCAAUUAUUACCUUAAUGACACGAUCAAUUAUCACACCUGAACACUCAUUUUGCCACUCAAGCUGUCAGUGUAAUUGUUUAGCCACUAAAUGCUGAAUAUCUCGAGACCGCGAGCCACGUUAAAUGUUGCGAUAGAGUCAAAGAGUUGGCCACAUUGUAUGAGUUGGCUUCUGGACUGCGAAAUUGUGUGUCUCUUUGCCUUCUGGCCACCGUAAAUUCCUCAGCACGACAGUCGAGAUGGAACAAGUUCAUAGAAAUAGCCAAAGUUUUCUCUAAGGAUGGAAAAUUAUUUCGGUGAAAAUCAUGCACUGUGUAAAUACUGAUUGUAAGGCAGAUCCUCAAAGAUAGAAGGACAACUAUGUCGUAAGCAUAUUAUAUCCUUAGAAGUGUAAUUUUUAAUUUACCCCAAUUGUUAGAUUGUAAAGAAAUGGAUAUCACUGCGAGUGAAGAGGCGGAAAAAAAUAAAAUCAAAUGAUUUGCAACAAGAGAAAA